GUUGACCGUUUGGGAUACCAGAGCCAACAAAGCGAGUGCCAAAAGUAGCCGUUGUGCUGCAUUUUAUCGAUUUAUAUCGUUUCUAAACCCUAGCCCUAUUUCUACAUGAUAUUUGGCUUUUCAGGAAGCACUCAACCUGCUCGAUAAAAUUCCCCACAGAAACAUCAUAAAUCUUUCUACCCAUUUCAACAAACCUAUCAACUUUGAGGAGUUUCUACUUGUAGAAAUGGCUUCAAGAACUGCGAGCAAAGACAUAAUCACUCUCCGCGGAUCCACAGCCAUUGUCAGCGAAUUUUUCGGUUAUGCAGCAAACAGUAUUCUGUACAAUCGUGGUGUCUAUCCGGAAGAAACUUUUGGAAGAGUGAAGAAAUAUGGACUUCCAUUGUUGCUUUCUCAGGAUGAAGGUGUUAAGACAUUCAUCUCAAAUUUGAAUAAGCAGCUUUCCGAAUGGCUGGAAGCUGGGAAGUUACAAAGGAUUGUUCUUGUGAUAAUGAGUAAGGCCACCAAUGAAGUGCUUGAGAGGUGGAAUUUCAGUAUAGAGACUGAUGGUGAAGUUGUUGAAAAAGGAGUUUCGAGGGAGAAGAGUGAUAAAGAAAUCAUGAGAGAAAUUCAAGCUAUUAUGAGACAGAUUGCAUCCAGCAUUACAUACUUGCCCUGCCUUGAUGAACCAUGUAUCUUUGAUGUGUUAGCAUAUACUGAUACGGAUGUUGCAGUACCUUUCACUUGGACAGAGAGUGACCCUAAACUGAUAGCAAAUCCCCAAAUGGUGAAAUUGCAUUCUUUUGAUACUAAGAUACAUAAGGUUGACACAAUGGUGUCUUACAAGAAUGAUGAAUGGGAUGACCAGUUGAAUGAUGUGAAUCGUUUUGAUUCACUUACCCUAAAAUGGAGGCUUGAAUAUAGUAGGUGUCAAUCUAGUCAAAAGUCCUUGUUAUGGCAAUGAUUAGUGAUGCGACCUUGGCUCCGACCACCUGCUCUAAGAUGUGCUUCUACGCCGGAGGGAAUCUGCGAGGUCACAACAGACAAGGCCGUCAGCUGUUCUUCAGGAGGAGUUCCCGGGAAAACGCUCCGACGGUCAAGUUAGUGGGAGAUAUCUGAGAGAGAGUAAGUAGCAAGAGUCGGGAGAGAUAGCUUACCUCUCAAAGCAAGGCAGAGGUCCUUUUAUACUGAGGACCCUCGCUGGUCCAUACCAACAGGGACUGCAGCUCCGACAGGAUCUGCAGUCCUGAUUGGUUAAUCGUGUUCCUUGUUGUGUCAGGGGCAAUGAUUGGUUCAGGCGGUAAUGCUCUGAGCAUACUCCUUGUUGUCUGGAGCCGUUACGCUUGUCGUGUAGCGGGCCGGACCUUCUGUGCGGACGUCCCACCCUGAGGGAACGCCCGGGAGGAUGGAGGCCUGCUGGGGCGGCUAUGCUGGGCCUAGCCAAGCUAGCCGAGGGGUCCUCCAGCCCUGGGGAUCUCUACUCCUGGCCCACAUUAAGGGGCGCAUUAUGAAUCAACAUCAACCAAAUAAAACUCUCCAUUAGCCUUAAAAGUGACAAAUGUCGCUAGCCAUGUCAUCAUGUCCACAUCAAACGUGUCAGAACCCGGCUGCCACCUCAGCUUAUGAAUAUACAGACUCACUAACAGAUGAUGCAACUGCACCUUUUAUGAUGACAUUCAUGUCUGGUGAUGAAGAAAGAAGUUUUACUUUUUUUAUGGUGUUCGAGAUUGGGCCAUAGUAGAUUACUCCUGAAUCUUUAUCUUGUUUCUCUGAUUCGAUGCUUUUUGAGGUCUAAUGGUGAUCUUGUUGUCGUCUUCGAUUGUGGUUGAUUGAGAUGUGAAUAUUAUUUGGGUAAAUGGAAGGUGAUUCAUGGGGUUGAAGUGGGGUGUUGUGGUUUGACUUUUCUGAACUGAUGCUUCCGAGUUUGUUUCGAUGAAGAAGACGACUGCAAAACAAUAUCAACAGAAGCCAUCAAAAUACACUUUUUGUUCAUCUACAAAAGCCAUAAAGAAAACAUCAAAAGACAAAUUUUGUUCAUCUCUAAAUACCAAAAACUUUUAAGUUGGCUCAUGUACACAAUAAAUUUUUUAUGGAAUUUAAAAAAAAUAGAAG
This is a messenger RNA of Lactuca virosa, 2091 nucleotides long. NCBI's taxonomy places the organism in Eukaryota, Viridiplantae, Streptophyta, Magnoliopsida, Asterales, Asteraceae. The record is from the annotation of a GenBank genome assembly.